AUGCCGUACACCGCUCAGGAAGCGCGCGAGGCCCGAGACCGCCACGACCGCGAGGGGAGGCCCCGUCUCGGCGCAAUUGCGCAUAACUGCUGGUUGGCCUGGCUCGCUAUGGCCAGAGACCAGUUAUUCCAGGAAGAGAGGGAGGAAGCUGCUCGUCGCGCCGCCGCCGCCGCUCGCGAUCCCGAGGAGGUCGCUCGCGAACGAGAAGAGUUCGCUCGUCGCGUGGAUAACGCAUUCGGCGGUGUAUGCCGUCACGGAAGGGCCGGUCAUCGUCGCAGCGUCGUGGCCCCCGAAGUCAACCAGGUCGUCGAGCUGGUCAAGCCGUCUUACGAGGCGAAGAUCAAAGUACUUCUACGCGAAAUUGGUACCCUGUUUUCGCAGAACGACAAUGCUUCCGUGCUCGUAUUUGUCGAGCGACAAGAGACAGCCGAGGAUUUGCCGUCCAAGCUGAUCAAAUCCAAUGCCGGACGGAGGAUGGCGGGCAGCAAGAGCAAAGGUAGACAAUACGACAGGGACCUCUGGGCUUCUCCUUUAUAG
Trematosphaeria pertusa is the source of this 537-nucleotide messenger RNA. RefSeq lists its product as uncharacterized. The transcript has 4 exons. The record is from RefSeq and is a predicted model, not a curated record. The coding region runs from base 1 to 537 and encodes 178 amino acids. NCBI's taxonomy places the organism in Eukaryota, Fungi, Ascomycota, Dothideomycetes, Pleosporales, Trematosphaeriaceae.